AUGCCCCAAGGCGGCAAUUCCCUCAAUCCACACAUCGUCGGGGAGCCCACAUAUGAUGGGCUUGCCCGCUACAUUGAGCAGAAGAAUGUGAGGAAGAUACUCGUCCUGGCUGGGGCUGGAAUAAGCGUUGCGGCGGGCAUUCCGGAUUUUCGGUCCCCCAACACUGGCCUCUAUGCGAAGGUUGAUAAGUACAAUCUCGCGUCUCCGACGGAUGCGUUUUCGCUACAACUCCUGCAGGAGCGACCGGAGGUGUUCUACAAUAUCGUGUGUGAGAUGGAUUUGUGGCCCGGGAAGUUUUGGCCCACACCGGUGCAUCACUUCAUCAAAUUGCUAGCUGACAAGGGUCGGUUACUGCGCUGCUGCACGCAGAACAUUGAUGGGCUUGAGCGGUGCUGCGGUAUACCUAAUUCGCUGCUGGUUGAGGCGCAUGGUUCCUUCUCUUCUGCCUCUUGUAUCAAAUGCCGUUCCUUGUACGACAUCAACGUGGCGAGCCAAGAGGCGAAAAGAGGCGAAGUGCCACACUGCACCCAGUGCGGCGGGGUUGUGAAACCUGACGUUGUUUUAUUCGGCGAGAAACUUCCAGUUUCGUUUUUCCAGGCCUAUGAAGACAUCAUGGAAACAGAUUUGCUUCUCAUCAUGGGUACCUCGCUCCAGGUGCAUCCCUUCGCGGAGCUCGCAUUUAAGGUUCGACCCGACGUGCCACGUGUGCUGUUCAACUUGGAACGCGUGGGGGGAUCAAUGUUCCACUUCCCUACUGAUGACAUAGGGCCGUCCGCCACCGCCACAACAACUACUACUACCACCACCAGCAGCAGCAGGGGUGGCAGUGGCAGUGGCAGCGGCAGCAGCAGAAGUAGUAGCUCCAGCGAGGGCUUCUCUCAGUAUAGGCACUACCCUGUUCACUCGGAGGAUGUGUGCCGCGACAUUUUCUUUCCCGGGGAUUGCCAGACGUCGGUGCGCCGCUUGGCUGAGGCGAUGGGCCUCGGUGAGCAACUGUCCGCGUCGAUCCGCGAGGGCGAAAAGAAACGCGAGAGGAAGUAUGAAGAAUAA
Trypanosoma grayi is the source of this 1050-nucleotide messenger RNA. RefSeq names its product putative silent information regulator 2. The record is from RefSeq and is a predicted model, not a curated record. The transcript has a single exon. Gene Ontology annotation, molecular function: histone deacetylase activity, NAD-dependent; NAD+ binding. The coding region runs from base 1 to 1050 and encodes 349 amino acids. NCBI's taxonomy places the organism in Eukaryota, Euglenozoa, Kinetoplastea, Trypanosomatida, Trypanosomatidae.